AUGACCGCAAAAGGAGCUGUAUCCUGUUCUCUGAAUUUAUCGAUGCUGUGUACAUACAAGGUCAUUGGUUACAACUCACGUGAUCACGUGAUUGGUUUUCCACUCUCCAAACUUGACGGAGUUCCCAUGUCGAAACAAGACUUGGGUGACCUCCUCGCGGAGGUCCUGCCUAAAGAUGCCAAGGUCAAUGUUCGUCACAUCUCAACGCCCCCGACGCGCUGCGAGCCUAUCUUCUCGGCCCCACCGGGCGAAGAUCCAGAGACAACGUUCUGUGAAAACCACUUUCUAGUCAUCACCAUCAAUCGUAAUGAGAAGAUCGAAGAAGAGAUCGCGGUGUUUGCGAUCGAGGUCCUGAUCUACACGACCGAUCGCCUUACGACGCUGUUUGUCUCCAAGGCAGACUCGACCGGGUACCUGCAUCUGCUGCAUGUUCCCCCCAAGACUUCGUUGCUCAGGCUGAUUUCCACUACGUUUCUGUCCUAUCUAGUGCAGACUCACCAGCGGCCAGGUGUCAGGCUGGUUCUCUCGUUGUUUGCUCGCGCUCAGAACCAGUAUCUGUUUCCUGGCAGCGUUGACAAUGCAGGGAAACAUGUCUUGGAUGAUCGGGGGCUGAUUAAAUGGUGGUGUCGAACGAUUGAUCCUAUUCUACGAGAAUACGCACUGGAGUCGCGAGACUCUGAGAACAAGGGUCUGCUCGAUGAAGCCGUGGAGACCAGCAAGAGUUCGGCCACGGCAUAUCUGCUAGUCCCAGGCUGUGAUAAGUACGAGACGAGAGCGUUCUUCCCAGACACGGCAAAAUCAGACGACACGAAUCACCCGCGAUGGCGUAAUUCUUACCCUCUCCAUCAAAUCUGCAAGCAUCCUGGGGCACCUCCCAGAUGCUUAGUCCCGCGGUUUCCAGAUGACCCAAAGGCACGCUUUCUGAUUGAUUUGGACGAUGAGUUGCCAGAAGUGUCAAAGGCGGAUGGCGCUUCAACGCAAGGAUCGGGACAGUGGAGAAGCGUUAAGACUUUGGAUCAAUUUUGGGAGAUGAUGUCUUUUCGACAGGAAUGCUCUGCCGGGAGGCUCGUUGGAUUUUUGUGGUUGGUCAUUAACCCUCCCGGUUUACUCAAUUCAGACGACCUGUCGAACCAGAUGCAGGGGUCGCGAACUUCGCAAACCGACGACACGAGCCGCCCAGAAGAGGCGUCGACGAGAGAGACUGCGGCGAAGAAAGCUGAUGCCGAGACAAAUAACAAUCCCUUCUUCUGGCCGGAAGGCGGACGUGGGGAGGUGAUUCUGGAUGAUUCAGGCUACAAAAGUGCAAUGGAGUGUCUUCUCGAGCAAGACUUCGAGAACGAGGAACUCGCCAUGACUAGCACGAUGACUUGGGUUCGCAAGGUCGCGUCUCUCGCAGACCUGUUAUGGUGGGGUAAACCUAUCACAGGAAAAAAAGAUAUCUCCGAGAUAACUCCCAAGCCUUUGACCACAAACAACUUAAUGGAUUCGGGCCUAAUAGUCCGGAAGAGGAAGAAGGAAAAUCAGGAGGCCGGCAAUGAGACGACUCCUGAUGGUGUCAAUCCUUUGGUGGAGCAAGACCAAGACCGCGCAGACGAGGCUCAGUCUCCUGACAAGAGGCAGGCUGAGAAGCCAGCAGAAACCUCCACUCCUGGAGUCAAUGUUCUCAAUGCCAGCUUUAUUAGAAAGAAAAAGAAGACUUGA
Rasamsonia emersonii CBS 393.64 is the source of this 1701-nucleotide messenger RNA. Its product is annotated as DNA damage response protein Rtt109. Gene Ontology annotation, cellular component: nucleus. Bases 1 to 1701 code for a protein of 566 amino acids. Gene Ontology annotation, molecular function: histone H3K56 acetyltransferase activity. The transcript is spliced from 2 exons. Gene Ontology annotation, biological process: DNA damage response. The record is from RefSeq and is a predicted model, not a curated record. Lineage: Eukaryota; Fungi; Ascomycota; Eurotiomycetes; Eurotiales; Trichocomaceae.